Molecule: messenger RNA, 4595 nt
Organism: Xyrauchen texanus (razorback sucker)
Lineage: Eukaryota; Metazoa; Chordata; Actinopteri; Cypriniformes; Catostomidae
Product: rho GTPase-activating protein 12-like
Exons: 18
Coding region: 205-2712 (835 amino acids)
Biological process (GO): regulation of GTPase activity; signal transduction
Cellular component (GO): cytoplasm
Molecular function (GO): protein binding
Source: RefSeq, a predicted model, not a curated record
GGGAAACAGCGUGCCGGAGGAGUUCGCUCGCGCCGCGGCUCAGGAACAAGGAACUUCGAUACUCAACUCCUGAACAACACCCAUAACCCUCAAAUUAGGCAUAUUUCACUCACUUUAGUGCACGGAACACCUGGAAUAUCGCUUCAGCUGAAUCCUUAUUAACCCACCAUGCUCCUCUCCUCCUGCUGUUGAACUUUGACAGUGAUGACGGACUGCCCAGUGGCUCCCGGUCAGACGUACAUAGAGGUGGAGUACGACUAUGAAUACAAAUCCAAAGACCGUUUGAUCGCCAUUAAACAGGGGGAACGUUACCUGCUGGUAAAGAAGACCAAUGAUGACUGGUGGCAGGCGCGGAAGGAGGAGGGCAGUAAGCCCUUUUAUGUCCCUGCACAGUAUGUCCGAGAGUUGCGACGUGCCCUCAUGCCUCCUCCCAAACCCCUCCCACACACAGGGGCAGUCGCCCGAGGGGGAACUGGAACCAUUCGGCCUUCUGCUCUGGAUAUCCAGCGUUCAGAUGAGAAGAAGAUCUUGUCUCUAUCCCCCUCCUCUGGGCAAAGAACUGCAUUACUGCCACCCAGAGAUGACAGGGGCAGCCCGGGCAGCCCGGGCAGCCCCAUGGGGCAUGUACCCCACACACAAAUAAACACACCCCACGGCUCACUUCCUCAAUUGAGAGCGGAGUCCCCGAAUCGCACAGGCGAUGAAGAGAUGGAUAAAGAUCUAGAGUCAGAGAAGUGGGAACGAGGACCAGAAAAAGGUGCUGUUCAGGAAGAGUUUGCCAGAGAGUCAAGAGGCUUGGACAAGAUUCGGAAUGACUCGGAGUCUGGGGAAGAGCUCAGCAGUGGUUCCACUGAUAACCUGCAGUCUGUUUCAGCAGGACAGGGUAUGCCUGAUUCUCCUGUCUACACAAAUCUGCAGGAGCUGAAGAUCUCUCAGUCCUUUGCCCCACCUUUGCCGUCCUCCUCUCCACUCCACACUAAUGGCAACUGGGAGACUCACAAAGAUCAGAACAGCAGACAAUACUACUACAACCGCAGUACACAGGAAAGGACCUGGAAACCCCCCCGGGCACGGGACAGCCUCAGCAGGAAAGAGGAGAAACAAGAGAUGACUGAUACUGAGGUUCUGUCUUUGUCUGAGAACUGUCUGAGCAGCCAAUCAGAUAGCCUGUAUGGUUCGCCCCCUAGAGGCUGGUCUGAGGAAAUGGAUGAGCAUGGACACACACUGUAUGUGUCUGACUAUACUAAUGAGAAGUGGCUGAGACACACAGAUGAUCGAGGCCGGCUGUAUUACUACAGUGCAGACGGCUCUAGAUCUGAAUGGGAGCUUCCUAAAAUUGGUCUCAAAAAACAGUCUAACCAAUCCCCUCUGCUGCCUGGAGGCCAAGACUCACACAAAACUUGCAGUCUUGACCGGAGACUGCCAGAUCCCAUUCCAAUCAGCAGAACAAGACACAGCACAUAUUCACCGGAGUCCUAUGACAAGGACUCCACUAAAACAGGCUCACCUGACUCUGACUCUUCCUGCCCUUCCUCUCCCAAACCCCCCCACUCUCCAUCAGAGAAAUCUGGCAAUUUAAACAUGACUAAAAUAACAGAACAUGGAAAGAAGGUCAGGAAGAACUGGACUUCCUUUUGGACAGUUUUGCAGGGUUCUUCACUACUAUUUAAUAAGAGUCAGGGAAGCGGGACUGGUUGGUUUGGAAGAGAUCAGAAGCUGGAGUUCAGUGUGGAUUUGAAAGGAGGGUCAGUGGAGUGGGCGUCUAAAGACAAAUCUAGCAAGAAACAUGUUCUGGAGCUGAAAACCCGGCAGGCCAUGGAGCUCCUCUUGCAGUCAGAUAGUGAUGGUGUCAUCGAUGAUUGGCACAAAGCUCUAAGUGAAGCCAUAAACACCCACGCAUGGGAGUCUGAUGAGGCCAUUGAGGAGGACAUGUCAGAAUCUCCUGACGCUGAGAAAAAUGACAAAGAAAAAGAGCACAGAGACUCCAAGAAAGGCAGAGCUAUGAAGAACUCCGUCAGCAUGGACAAUUCAGACCAGAAGAAGACCAAGACCAAACUGAAGAAGUUCCUCACACGCAGACCAACUUUACAGGCCGUCAAGGACAAGGGGUACAUUAAAGAUGUUGUGUUUGGUUCCAGUUUGAGCUGUCUUUGUCAGAGAGAGAAUUCAACUGUUCCUCACUUUGUCUGGAUGUGCAUUGAACAUGUGGAAAAAAAUGGGUUAGGAGUGGACGGUUUGUAUAGAGUCAGUGGAAAUUUGGCCAUUAUACAAAAACUGAGAUUUGCAGUCAAUCAUGAUGAGAAAGUGGACUUGGGGGACAGCAAAUGGGAGGAUAUUCAUGUAACCACUGGAGCGCUAAAGAUGUUUUUCCGCGAGCUACCGGAACCUUUGUUCACCUAUGCUUUCUUUAACAAUUUAAUCAGUGCUAUUAAAAUGCCAGAUUACAAGCAGAAAGUACAAGCUGUCAAGGAUAUAAUGAAGCAGCUGCCACAGCCCAACCAUGACACCAUAAAGGAGCUCUUCAAACACCUAAAGAACGUGAUACAGCACGUAAACGAGAACAGGAUGACCACUCAGAGUGUUGCAAUCGUGUUCGGCCCAACACUCCUGCGUCCGGAGACAGAGACAGCGAAUAUGGCAGUGCACAUGGUCUACCAGAACCAGAUUGUUGAGCUGGUUCUUAUAGAAUAUGAGAGCAUAUUUGGCAGGUAGGUCACACCCACAGCAAGCCUUUGACUAAACUCAACGGGCCAAUCACUGCUGAAGAAGCCAAGCAAACAUGGACUGCCAGUCUGAACACUGAACAUGUUUUGGUACGUUUACAUGAGAAGGACGACCAAUCCUGGCUUCAACAUUGGAAAAAAAAUAUAUAUAUUUUACCAUAUCUUUAUUGGACUUUAUUAUGCAGUUGAGCAUAAUUAUUUGACUAAUUAUUUGACUGCUUUCUUGACUGGAUAAUAUAUUUUUUAUAUAUAUACAUUUGUUAUUUUUGGACCAUUUUGUUUUGGACAAAUCAUUAUUUUGGACCAACAAGGGCUUUUCUUUUGUCCUGAAUGCAGCGUUGCUUAAGGGAGAAAUUGUAACUUCAUCCUAGGUUUCCGUUCACUGCUGUUACUACUUUUUGUGGUAAAUCUGAGUUGGAACGAAAUAUCAACUGACUGACUACCACAAUCGACAUGGAAUUUUUUCUAGACUUAAAACUCAAAUAAAAAUCUCUGUGGCAAUGGAUUACAUUCUGUUGGACACUGGAACUGACUACAGAGAUGACCACUGCUGAGAAACACACUGGAGUUACUAUAUAAGACUUUCAAGAACAUGGAUGCUUGGUCAAGCCAAUAUUAGCCAUCUCAUUUUCAGAGUCUCAGUAUUGAUUUCCUGUUAAUAGUAAAAUAUCGAAGUAAGUUUUUCUGGACCCACUUCAUACUAGAUAUCUUUACUAUGUACUUAAAGUAUUUGACACAAUGUACAUACAUGUUGCUGCAUUUAAUUACAUUGGUUGUUACACUGUUAACCUUACCUUUAAACAUAAACCUAACCCUACACUAACCCUAAACCUGAUCCUAUUCUUAAACCUACAUGUAGCUCAAACUCAGUGACAGCAAAUGUGCCUCUUGUGAGAAUUUUGCUGAACAACAUGUAGUUAAACAAUAAAUGAAUUGUAUUCUAUGUAUUUUAAUGAUAGUACAUAGUAGCUAAAGACACCUAAUAUAAAGUGGGUCCGUUUUUCUGGAUGGAUAGCUGACAACUGUUUCAGUAAGAGUAUGUCAGGCAAAUUUCAGACUGUUUAAGUCUCCACUCUGUGGGUCUGUAGAAAGACACUGGAAUGAAAUGUGUGCAGAACACAUUUAACCCUGUGAGGACAUUGCACUUGCUAUUGUUCCACACCAGUCCCAGUCAUGCAUUGAAAACCAUCUCAGACUACUUAAUAUUUAAAUAGACCUUGAUCAGGAUAGCUGCCAUAUUUAUUUUUUGUGUUCAAAAACAAGGCAGUGUGGUAUAGAUGCUCAGUUUGUUCAAUGGGUUGAACUGUUAUAGACCCUUGUCUUGAUAGUUCAGCUAUCAAAUAAUUAAUAUAUGUCCUUUAUUAUAUCAAAAUACGUUAUGACAAAAAUAAUAAAACAAAAAUCUCUGGAGAUCAUGGGUUGUGAUAAUUAGACGUGGCUUAUUUCGUUCAAUUUUAAUCCUUCAAUCCAUUGAACAGAAUGUAUGUCUAUCCUAACAGCUGCAUUUCAGACAUGAAAGAUAAUAUGUGGUGUCUACCUGGUCUAUACGGUCUAUACAGUGUAUUGUUGAGUAAAAUUCACUUGUAAAGAUCUUGUGUUUGUUUGAAAGACGUAUUGGAAGAGAUUGUUGGAGAGUUUGUACUUGAAUACUUGAUCACUUGAUCUUGUGAGUGAAAAGAGAACAUGGAGGUAAAAUCAGCACAAUUGUAUUAUUAUACAGUCUGGAUUAUUAAAAAUGUUUAAAUAAGAAUUCUGAGUUAAUCCAGGCCUUUUUGUUAACCUUUUUGUUUGGUAAAAGGUUGCUGAAUGUAAUUCUUUAAACAUUCUGCUGUAUGUUGCAGUUUUGUCUUGAUCAGAAUAAAGUUGACAAGG